Molecule: messenger RNA, 1025 nt
Organism: Rhagoletis zephyria (snowberry fruit fly)
Lineage: Eukaryota; Metazoa; Arthropoda; Insecta; Diptera; Tephritidae
Source: RefSeq, a predicted model, not a curated record
CAGAUACUGGAUAAUUCAGGACUUUGGUGGUUAGUUGGAUUCAGUUCACUUCCAACAUUUGCCGGAAGCAAAUGGAGUUUUUGGUUAAAUUGCGGAAAAAAGUGAAAGUUGUACAAUGCAAUGAAAUCGCUACGGCAACAACUGUUGUGCUGUGUGUUGCCAACAUUUUUACUGUUGCUGCUCUACCAAAUGCUGCUCACCGAGGCAUACCUACGCAGCGUACGCAUCGAAGAAAUUCCAUUUAGUUUAGCACAUACGGCAGAUGAAAUUCGCGCAAAAGAGGAGGAGCGCCGUUUAGUAGGUGCAAAGAUGGGCAAAGAAGAGAGAGGUGGUGGUAUCCAUGCGAUUUCCAGUCUUGAGCAGCGACGUGGUUUCUUUCACAUCUUCAAUAUACCCUAUAUUGUUUGCUUUUUUGCCGCUAAAGGCAAAUGGCCUUUCAUACCGACUUUUAUGCAGAGCCGGGUCGAUGAGUCUGCUCGAACCUUUUUCAAAAAAAACGACAGUGCUAUAAGGCAGUUUUGUCAAAAGUGGAUACAGAUAAAAGAGUGCUUCAGACCCAUUUUUGGAACGGCUAACGCGCCGAAUGAUGUUGAAAUGCUCGGUCCUGUUCGCUCCACUCCCUGUACAUGCUCGAACCUGGUGAAUGAGCCAGUUGUCUACUUUGAUAAGGAUCACAUUGGCAAUGUGAGCAGGGAUACUAUUUUGAAUACCAUUGAAUUCUUAGAAAGUUUUCUACCACCUCCGCCUCCGAAGAAAACAAAGAAGAAAAAUCGCGUUCGCAGCAGAUUGGAUGACAUGGAUAUUGAGUGAAGAAUAUUUUAUAAAAUGAAUAGUUAUUUCUAUGGAAAUUUUUCACAAGUACAAGUAAUGAUGGUUAAAGAAAAUAACUGGCUUUAAAAUUACAAAUCUUCAUAGAAAGGAUACGAUUUAUCGGAUAUGCAUAUGAAAUUCCCAUUAAAUAUUUUGUCGGAAAGGCGGCGCACUUUCUUUCUUAUCAGUUGAGCUUCAAGUUUUUUAUGCUAAAA